AUGUCUGAUGCAAUUCCUUCUACAACUGCUGACCCAGAUGCCGUCGAAAAAGGCCUCCCCGCAAACGCCGAAGACCGCAAGGCCGCAGCCGCUCUCUCCUCCCUGAACACGAAUGAGAUCGCAACGGAGGGUGUCUCCACUGGAGCACCACUUACUGCAGACCAAGAGGCUCUUGGAAGAGCAAUGAGCCGACUCGAGAUAGCUGCUGGGAAAGAUGCAGGCAACAAGCAGACGUCUGAGGGACUGAAGACUGAUGGGGCGGUGAAAAAGAAGACAGUCAAGGUCGCUCCAGCUGAUGUUACACUGCUGGUUGACCAGCUGGAUUUGAAUAAGACCAAGGCCACGGAGUUGCUUAAGGCUCAUGAUGGGGAUGCCGUCAAGGCAAUGAAGGCAUUCAUUGCCCCGUCUAUUCGGGCGUGA
Molecule: messenger RNA, 420 nt
Organism: Penicillium coprophilum
Lineage: Eukaryota; Fungi; Ascomycota; Eurotiomycetes; Eurotiales; Aspergillaceae
Product: huntingtin-interacting protein K
Exons: 2
Coding region: 1-420 (139 amino acids)
Biological process (GO): negative regulation of apoptotic process; protein stabilization
Source: RefSeq, a predicted model, not a curated record